GAGUGCAUCAGCUCUGUGGUUGUCUGUUCAGACGCUGUGCAGGACUAGUGGCUCAUUACAGUCCGUGGCAGAGUGUUUGUCAAAAGGAAGCAACAUUCCUCAGCUUCAGAAUGGGACUGCUUCACUAAGUCCUGACAGCCCCUGUGGUUCCUGCAUACCUAUUAGUGUACAGACUGUUACACUACUCUGCCAGAUGGAAACUUCAGCAGCACUCUGACAGGAACAGAAGCACAGAUACUGGAUCAUAUUGGACCAGCAGUAAAAUAAACACAGAAUGGUUCGAGGAGUGUGUCUGGGAUUUUUGGAUGUAAUGUUGGUCUCCCUCCUGCUGUGCUCUGUCACAGGUUUGUUGCUGAUGGAUCAACGCAGAGAUGCAGAGGAUGACCAGGAACUCAACAAAGCUAUUUUGGAAAUGCUACAUAUCAAUAAAGUGUCUGCGAGCCAUCAGGCCAAACCACAUCCCUACAUGAGGAGGAUCUAUCAGCGUCUGGACUCACUGGAGGCUCAAGACUUUGGGAGAUCAGAUGGGACGCUGGUGCAGAGUUUUCGGAGUGUUGUCGGUCCAGAUGCGGCUCCUCCAGGCUGGAUCUGGUUCAACGUCAGCAGUUUGAACCCUUCCAUGCUGGGUGCAGAGCUGGUCCUGUUCAGAAAAACCCUCCAUCCUCGUCCCCUCAGCGUGACUGUCACCCUGCACAGUGUCACUGCUUCACGUGGGGCGCUCCAGGAGAGUCCAGCUCUGGAGGAGAGACUGCUGACCCUGGACCAGCGGCCCUCGUCUGGAUAUGAUGUGUUUGACGUGUCAGCUGUUCUGGCCGUGAGGCCUGUUGAGUUGGUGGGCUUUCAGUUGCGUUAUACAGAUGAGAGUGGGAGUCUGGUCCUUCAUGACGCCCUGACACAGAGUCUGUAUUGUCUGAACAGGGGCUCUCUGAGUGAACCCUUACUGGUGCUUUACCAAGCACACCCCCUCCACAUCUAACUCUGUCACUGGGACCACUGUACAGUGUUACAAUGACAUGUGAAGCUGAUAUAUAUAUAUAUAUAUUUUAUAACACAUCUAAGUUUCAAGUGAAAGUGGUGGUGCACUAAAUGUCUAACCUGAGACUGGGGGAGUUGAUACUUGACAUGACAGUGUUACAAUCAUGAAAGUUUACUGCCCUCCAGUGGACAAGUGAGUAACUUCAACACAACAUUAAUCCAAUCGGCCAAUACAGCUAACAGUUAUUGUUAUUAUUGUUAUUAUCAGUAACAAUAUCAGUAACACCAGUAACACCAGUAUUGCUAACAGGUGUAUUAAUACAGAGUUUUAUAUAAAAAGUUUGGAUACAAUUGUAGUUUCUUAUGCAGAUACUGAAUUGUGAAAAAUUCUUCCUUUGAAGAUUUUCAAAGUAAAAGAUGGUGAUUAAAUGAUAAUCAACAAGAAUUGUUAAGGGUCAUGUUGAUUGAAUAAAACUCCA
This is a messenger RNA of Lates calcarifer (barramundi perch), 1454 nucleotides long. RefSeq lists its product as uncharacterized. Lineage: Eukaryota; Metazoa; Chordata; Actinopteri; Centropomidae. The record is from RefSeq and is a predicted model, not a curated record.